AUGCCGGCAAGUUUUCAGUUUUUUAAAUUUAUAGCAUAUCAUUCGAAGUUUACUGAUGUUACAGUAGUUGUUGGAAACAUGGCAGUUCUUCCAAUCCGAUCAAGUAUCAAAGGACCCGCUCCACGAAUUGACGAUGGUGAAGAUAUAAUUGAUGAAGCUCUCGCUUAUUUUAAACCGAACAUUUUCUUCCGGGAAUUCGAAAUUAAAAGUCCUGCCGAUCGAACACUCAUCUACCUGACAUUGUACAUUUCGGAAUGUCUAAGGAAGCUACAAAAGAGUUCAAAUAAAUCUCAAGCAGUAAAAGAUUUGUCAGCUUUGGCACUGAGCCAUCAUCUUCCUAUACCCGGAGAGGCAUCUUUUCCACUGAAUAGUAUGUAUAAGGCUCCAGCAAAUCGAAGUGAAGAAGAUGUUAUGCGUUCAUAUCUCCUACAGUUGAGACAGGAAUUAGGGACACGCUUGUUAGAACAUGUUUUUGGAGCGAAUAGUGAAAAGCCAAAUAAAUGGUGGAUGUGUUUUGCUCGAAGACGUUUUAUGGAUAAGGGCUUGGUUAGUCCCGGUAUUGUUUUGUAG
This is a messenger RNA of Brugia malayi, 570 nucleotides long. It is a transcript of the gene Bma-arx-5, whose product is annotated as ARP2/3 complex 21 kDa subunit, putative. Gene Ontology annotation, cellular component: Arp2/3 protein complex; cytoskeleton. Gene Ontology annotation, molecular function: actin filament binding. Gene Ontology annotation, biological process: regulation of actin filament polymerization; Arp2/3 complex-mediated actin nucleation. The record is from RefSeq and is a predicted model, not a curated record. The transcript is spliced from 6 exons. The coding region runs from base 1 to 570 and encodes 189 amino acids. NCBI's taxonomy places the organism in Eukaryota, Metazoa, Nematoda, Chromadorea, Rhabditida, Onchocercidae.